Messenger RNA from Heterostelium album PN500, 2541 nucleotides. RefSeq names its product SulP family inorganic anion transporter. The transcript is spliced from 3 exons. Gene Ontology annotation, biological process: transmembrane transport. NCBI's taxonomy places the organism in Eukaryota, Evosea, Eumycetozoa, Acytosteliales, Acytosteliaceae. Gene Ontology annotation, cellular component: membrane. Bases 1 to 2541 code for a protein of 846 amino acids. Gene Ontology annotation, molecular function: sulfate transmembrane transporter activity. The record is from RefSeq and is a predicted model, not a curated record.
AUGGGAGGUCCUCCUUUCCAAAAUAACAAUAAUAGUAAUAGUGAUGAUAAUAAAGGCAAUGGUCAAUCAACAGAUACAAACGAUUCCAUAUUGAUUUCCUCGGAUGAUUUUUCAAGAUCAAAUUUAGAGUCAAAUGAUUUAAUCAGCAACAAAGAUGGAGUCAUCUCUCCAGAGACAAUUGUCUUUGAAGAUAGAAACUAUGGAAUGACCUCACCUCUAGUAUCACCAAACUUAAAUGAAGGCAUUUCACAUACACCACAAUACACUAGAUAUUUAGAAAUUGUUGAAAAAGCAACUGGAUACAUUUCAAAGGCAUUGGAUUUGGUUGAACAUAGAACACCAGAGCAAAGAAAAGAAUGGGAGGAACACAACACUGAAUUCUAUACAAGAUUAUAUGAAAAGAGCAAUGGUGAGGAUAUGGAGGAAAUAAAGUCCAAUUUGUACCAAACUUGGGCUCAUGAGAUAGAAGAGAAGUUUGUAAAGUAUGCCGGCUUUGAGGGUUAUGAAAUCUUUAAAUAUUUAAGAAUGUCAUAUCAAGUAUUAUAUGAUUCCGAUAGAAAGAUUAAAGAAACAAAGAUUACACCAAAAGUUACUAUUAGACAUAAGGAGAAAUAUGAUUUCGAUGCACCAAGUUCAUCACCAGACCUACCAAAACCAAAAUCUAGAAAUAUAUCUGAUCGUUUAAAAUAUGCCGCUCAAAAGAUGACAAAGUUUUUGAAAACUAAAGGUCUGAUCGUAAAGAAAUUCCUUCGUAGAAAGUUCACUUUGAUCGACUUGAUCACUACCUACAAGAAAGAGUAUCUUCAAAACGAUAUUAGUGUUGGUAUUUCCUCGGGUACUAUGAUCAUUCCACAGUCUAUGGCCUAUGCUUUCUUGGCCGGUCUCCCACCCAUCCAAGGAUUGUACACCGCAUUCAUUCCGGCGGCGAUCUACUGUUUGUUUGGAUCGUCUAGACAUCUUGCAGUAGGACCACUCGCUCUCAUGUCGAUUAUGGUUGGUGCUGCCGUCCAGGGUCAAGAACCAAAGGAUAACGAUCAAUACAUUUCCUAUGCCAAUUUGCUUGCACUGAUGGUCGGUGUCAACUAUCUGCUCAUGGGAUUCCUACAGCUCGGUUAUCUUAUCAACUUUUUGUCACGUCCAGUUCUCAGUGGUUUCACAUCGGCUGCAGCCAUCAUCAUUAUUCUCAGUCAGGCGAAUUCCCUAUUUGGCAUUAAAGGUGAUAAUCAGCCGUAUGCCUGGAAGUAUUUCUAUGAGAUUGCUAAAGGUCUGCCCGAAACACAGUGGAUUGCCGUGGUCAUGGCAAUAGGUUGUUUCACGCUACUCUACGUAUUUAAGAAUUACUUUAAGACGAUACCUAAAACAACGAUUCCAGUUCCCGCACCACUCAUUCUUGUAGUGCUAGGUUUGAUCAUCUCCUUCUUUGCCGACUUUGAAGGUAGAGGAUUGGCACUUGUAAAAGAGAUUCCUUCAUCUCUUCCAUUCCCAUUUGGUUCUUGGCAAUCGAUUAGUUUCGACGUAGCACUUUCACUCUAUAAGGAAGCGCUUGUCAUUCCGGUGAUUGGUUUGAUCGAGACUGUCAGUGCAGCAAAGGCCGCCGCCAACAAAUGUAAAUAUGAUAUCAGUAUGGGUAAUGAGUUGACUGCUCUCGGUAUGGCAAAUCUAUUCAGUUGGGUGUUCCAAGGUUACCCUUGUGCAGGUGCAUUCGGUAGAACCUCGUUGCAUAUGUCAUCCGGUGCCAAAACACAAUUGACAACCAUCGUUUCCGUUGUGGUCGUCGGUCUCACCCUGUUGUUCUUGACACCAGUAUUCUACUACCUCCCGAAGGUAGUGUUGGCAGCAAUUGUUAUUUUCGCAGUCAGUCAACUCAUCGAUUUGGAAGAGGUACAGAAUCUCUGGAGAAUCAACAAAAUCGACAUGUUGUUGCUUCUCGUUGCUUUCUGGACAACUAUAGUGUUGGGAGUCCAACCAGGAAUUGCAGUUUCAGUUAUUCUCUCGUUGGUGUUGGUCAUUUACCAGAGUUCACGUCCCAACUGUUAUAUCGUUGGUCGUAUCCCAGGUACCACAACCUACAACGACAUUGACCUCUACCCAGAGGCGAUCACCGAGAACAAUGUCGUUGUCUUCCGUUUCGAUGCACCGAUCAUCUUUUGUAAUUCAUACUAUCUACGUAAGCAGCUCAAGAAGAUCUAUAAGAACGAAGACGAUACAAAGAAUGCCAACGUUUCAGCGAUUGUUUUAGAUUGUUCGUCGGUGACCAACAUCGAUUCCACCGGUGUCAAGUACCUCAAGGAAUUGAUUCGUGAGUUGGUCGACCUGAAGAUUCCCAUGUGUUUUGCCGAUGUAAGACCAAAUGUGGUGGAGUUACUCAAACUCUCUGGAGUCUACAGAGAUCUUGGUGGAGAUCAUUUCUUUGUCAAGGUUCACGAGGCAGUUGUCAUCGCACCGAAACUCACCAUCCGUCCCAUUGUCGAACCAAAGGCUGGAUUAAAAUUGAAUUGUUUCAAAAAACGUCCAGAUGGUGUUUAUACCGAACUUUAUUAA